This is a messenger RNA of Macrosiphum euphorbiae (potato aphid), 1725 nucleotides long. NCBI's taxonomy places the organism in Eukaryota, Metazoa, Arthropoda, Insecta, Hemiptera, Aphididae. The record is from the annotation of a GenBank genome assembly.
AUGGGAUCCAAAGACUGUCAAUGGCCAAAAAAUGAACCCAAUGUCCAGAUAUCACCAGGUCGCCAAUUGCGAUCACAUGUUUUUCAAUUAUGUCCAAAUUGUAAUCAACCUAUUCAAGGUAAGACUGGGCAGCAAAAUGUUUGUGUGUGUUUGUCUUCCACCCCAACUACAACGAGCGAUCCUGCUUUUUCUAACCAAUCAAAAAAAAGGAACAGAAAAACUUUACAAUUACCAGCCACAUGUAAACGUCAGCUGUUUGAUGAAUGUUAUGAACAACCCGAAAGCACGGUGAGUAUAGCUGAUACCCAAAAACUAACAGUGGCUGAAAGUACGGAAAGUGGUGAGAGUUCAAGUACUUCUACACAACAGUUGCAACAACAACAACCUGGAGCCAAUCAGAUGUUGAGAGGUCGACACAUAUGUCAAGAGUGUUUUAAGUCGUUUACUAGUCCAUGUAAAUUGACACAACAUUCUUAUUCACAUACUGGUGAAAAACCAUUUGUGUGCAAACAUUGUUCAAAAGCAUUUUCUUCAAAAUUUAAACUAGUUCGUCAUGUAUUAAUACAUUCUGACCAACGUCAAUAUCAUUGUACAAUUUGUGAUCGAACAUUUCACAGGAAAGAUCAUUUAAAAAAUCAUGCCAAAGUACAUAAUCCCAUUAAACGGACUUUACAAUGUGAUCGCCCUGGUUGCUCAAAAGAGUACAGUUCAGUGCUUAGUUACCGUAAACACAUAGCUGUACAUUCCGUAGAAGAAGGAUUCCUUGACUGUAAGAUUUGUAGUAAAGUAUUUGAAUCCAAAGAUGAACUCAUGUACCAUUUGAAAAUACAUUCAGGAUCGAGGGUAAUAAAGACUCCAGCUGAUAAGAAAUAUCGAUGCAACUUUUGUGACCGUAGUUUUUACACUGGUAAGGAUGUUCGUCGACAUAUGGUUGUGCAUACUGGUCUGCGAGAUUUCCUAUGUCAAUUUUGCCCACAACGAUUUGGUCGUAAAGAUCAUCUUACUCGGCACAUAAAAAAGAGUCACAACAUCAAUGCGAGUAAAAAAUCCAAACCAAAAAAACCAACUGAACUGUACAAAAGUAAAUCGGUUGAAGCAGUUUAUCUUGAAACAUGUGGUCAGCCAUAUAAGUUAGAAAGGAAAGUAGCAGAAACAGUUACUAGUGGAGAUUUCAUAAAACAAGAAAAUCCAACAGUUUCUACUGGAGAUUUCAUAAAACAAGAAAAUCCUUCUACAAUGUCAGAAAUAGAAAUGUUCCAUUCAUCUAAUAUAACUAGUUUUAAUUAUAGUGAAAAUAAUAGUGAGACAGUUAUUCAAACUGUUGGAUCAUCCAGUGAAGUAAAUUUACCAGUUAUAAGCUAUGAACCUCAAGCGUCUUAUCCAGUCGAUGAACUGAAAGUAUUUGAUACUACCUUGACCAACCAUCUAGCAGACAAUUACGAAGAGUCAACCAACCCUGAAAUGCCUGGAUUAUCUCAAUUGAUUACUUUGAUACCAUCAUCUUCAACACUAACUAACAUCGAGCCUAAUCUUUCAAUACUGACAAGUCACGAACCAACUAUUUUGCCUACUCAACAUGUAGUUGUACAUGAGCCGACACAACUUCAAGUUGGUGAAUACCUUACAUCUUCAUCAGAAAUACUGUCCGCUCUUUUACGACAAACUUCUGAAACAGGUACUACACCGUUACCAGGGUUCAAUCAAGUUUUUCAUCAACAACAAUAA